UGGUCAGAGGUCAGGGGGUGAGAGCGAAGAUAAAUGGUUUUUUCAGUCUGAAGAAAAAUUGAUCUAGUUACCCUGGGGCUUUAGCCUCUUUCCGAGAGAGAAAAAACAGGUAUAGAAACCUAUGCCUAUCCUCAGGAGGUCUGUCUGUUCAAGGUGAUGAGCCUCUCUUCUUCUAGAAUGUGAAAGCACCUGGGACUAGGCCAUGACCAAGGAGGAAGGCAAUCCAGGCAUGGCAGCAGGAUGGGGGCAGUUUGGCAGAUGGGAGAUUGGUGCUGACAGAGCUCUCGGAUUUCCCUAGCCCACACUAGGUGGUUGCCUCAGAUCAGUACCAUCAGCACAUGCUGGAGUGGCUAAGGAAGGCAUCCUGAAGGAAGCCCCAGCAGUUGAGGGGAAGGGGAGAGCAUUCUAAUGGCACCAGCAAAGUUGUGAUGGUGGGAGGGGACACUGAGGCAGGUGGGAGGUGGCCCGAGGCCGAGGUGUAGCCUGCCAGGUCAGAGAAUGGCACACUGAGGCUCCUUCCUGGUUCUCCACACACUCUUGCACAGGCCAGAUGAGCAAAACUUCCCCAGGGCAACAGAACGGAACAGCCUCGUCAUGGAAGGCCCUCCCGGAUCAGGACCUUUCCGGCCGGUGGGAGGACUCAGAGAGGAAGCGGAAACACCUUCCUGACCGACAGGAGGAGCCUGCAGCCAAGAGUGAGAAGGCCGGCCCCCGGGGCCAGCACUGGUUGCACAGGGACCUGCGCGUGCGCUUUGUGGACGGGCAGCACAAGGGCGGCCAGUAUUACAACACCAAGAUGACGAUUGAAGAUGUCCUCAGCCCAGAUACCUGUGUGUGUAGGACAGACGAAGGCCGGAUCCUGGAAGGCAUAAAGGAAGGCAUGCUGGAGACCCUGGUCCCCAAGGUCGAGGGGAACCGGGUGAUGGUGGUGCUGGGGCCACAGGCUGGAAGGGUGGGCCACCUGCUGGGCCGGGACACAGAACGGAGCCGGGCUCUGGUGCAGCUGCGGAGAGAGAAUCAGCUGGUGGAGCUUCACUAUGAUGCUGUCUGCCAGUACGUGGGCCCCAGGGACUCUGAUGAAGACUGACCCGCGGCCCCACUCCCACCCCCACCCCACCAUCCCCGGCCUGCUGCCGGCUCUGUACAGUGUGAAAAGCCUGUCUUCGCAGAGGUGGGGAGGUCACCAUUCCGCCGUCUGCUUGCACUGCAGCUCCAGGACAAGGAGAGGGACAGGGCACGAGAUAGACGGACCAGAAGGGAGGCUCGAAACAAACUGAGUAUUUUCCAGAAGUUAGUGUGUAAUAAAAAUCAUUUCCCAAACUUAGCAGAAUGAUGAGAUCAUAAAUGUGUGCUGAGCUGAGUGGAAGUGGGAGCUGGGCUGACUGAGGUGGGAGCCAUUCCGGGCUUCAGCCCCACGGCCCUGUAGGGGCCGACAGACAAGUCAAAGGAUCCACCUGCUCACGAGCUCAUUCUUGGAACACCGAAGCUAUGAAGUGUGUCCCUUGAGCAGAUACUACGGAGCCUGGAAUGCCGCAUCUCUGCACAACUUUCUGAGUGAGAAUCCCAACAGUGGCUCUGCUUUUACUCUUGGCCCAGAUCAGAUACCUCGCGCCGGUGACGAGAGUCCAGAGGAAAGGGAGGCUUCUACCCACAAAUAGGCUAUGUUUGUGCUACCUCCCAGAGUGGCCAGUUAAUUUUGGGGCCCCCAUUUUAGGCUCCAAACUUUGGCUUGACGGUAAAAAAGUUUUGUGUGUCCCGGGUAGAAUUUCUCUGAUUCCUCCAGGUAACUGGACUCUCAGAAAGGUUAUUGUCAGACAGUCCUUAAACUUUUUCCUAUUUAAUGGGCUGAGAUAGAAAAGCAGCAAGGGAAGCCAGAGCUUUAGGCACAAUUGCUUCUAAAUUAUCCCCAGUCACUAAGUUGUUGAUGUAAUAAAUGGUGUAUGAGCUAGAUCUAUACCCCCCAGUAUAAAUUCAUGACAUGUCAGAACAUGGCACAGCACUGGAGAAUUUUUUUUUAAAUAACUGAAUUAUCGCAUUGAAAUUCUUACAACUCUUUUUUUCUGAUUAAAUCUUUAAAAAAUUGUUUUUAA
This is a messenger RNA of Leptonychotes weddellii (Weddell seal), 2090 nucleotides long. The record is from RefSeq and is a predicted model, not a curated record. NCBI's taxonomy places the organism in Eukaryota, Metazoa, Chordata, Mammalia, Carnivora, Phocidae.